This is a messenger RNA of Pelobates cultripes (western spadefoot toad), 174 nucleotides long. Lineage: Eukaryota; Metazoa; Chordata; Amphibia; Anura; Pelobatidae. The record is from the annotation of a GenBank genome assembly.
AUGAAGGCCCGCAUACAGGCCGUGGAGGUACGAGAAGUGGCUACAGCAGACAAACUCGAGGCCCUUCAGAGGGAUAUGGCCCGACUUAAACAGGUAAACACAAAUAUGGAAAACAAAGUGGCGGCUUUGGAAAAUUCUAAACACCAGCGCAACCUCAGGAUCAGAGGGGUUUAA